AUGAUCACUAUUGUUCUUUCAAUUAAAGCAUCAACUGUACCUAUUAGCAAAUUAACAUUGCCUCCUAAAUUGGAACUUCAACCACCAGAAAAAGUAUGGUUCCAAAAGUCUUUCUUUGAUUAUAAUACCUCAGAUAGUCGCAUUCCUAUUAAUAGAAUUACACUUUAUUGUCAUGGAUCAAAUAAACCAGACUUUUUUGAAUGGAAAAAAGAUGAUAAAGUUUUAAAUAUUGAUGGAAAACAUAUUCAAUGGCAAAAAGAGAAACAAUCAGGUACUAUAAUAAUAAAUGAUCCAACAGCAGAAGAUGAAGGAUAUUAUCAAUGUUCAAUGUCAAAUUUUUUUGGUACAGCAUUAACUAAUAAAGUACAUGUUGUUAUGGGAGCAUUGGAUCAUUUUGCUCCAUCAAAUAUAAAACAAAUUGAGGUAAAUGAGGGUGAUUCUCUUACAAUUCCCUGUAAUGUACCAUAUGGAAAUCCAAAACCAUCAAUUUUUUGGUUAUAUAGAGAUACAAAACUUAAUUCUGUAAUUGAAACAAUUAGAAGAAAACAUAUUUCUGUUGAUUUAGAUGGAAAAUUACAUUUUAGUUUUGUUGAACGUCAUGAUGGAAGAAAAAAUUUAAUUUAUCAAUGUGCUGCAACAUCACCACUUUUACAAGGAGAAUAUCGAGCUGGUGAUGAGGUUCAAAUUACUGUUAAAGCAAGAACUACAACUAAACCUAAACCUAUCCAUUUAAUGUAUCUAUCACCAUCAGAAAAUAUUGUUAAAGUUGGUGAAAAAUUAAAAUUAAUGUGUAUAUUUGGUGGAAAACCAUUACCAGUUAUAGUAUGGCAAAAACUUAAUGAAAAUGAUAAAUGGAUUGAUAUAAAAAGUGAUGAAAUAGAUAAUGGUAGAAGUUUUAUUAUUGAAAAUUCUCGUCCAUCUGAUUCUGGUUAUUAUAGAUGUUCUUCACAACAUAUUAAGCAUGACAUGAAAGUUAUUGUUACAACAUCACCAUAUUGGAUUAAUGAACCACCAAAAGAUGUAAAUGAAACUGAGGAUAGUACUGCUGAGUUAACAUGUAAUGUUUCUGGAUUUCCACAACCAAUAAUAAGAUGGUAUCAAAAUGGUUUCCCAAUACAUAAUAUAGAUGAUGAUGGUAGAAAAAUGAUAUUAGAUAAUGGAAAACGUUUAAGAAUAUAUGAUCUUCAUCAUGAUACAGAUACUUCUGUUUAUCAAUGUAAUGCUUCAAAUAUAUAUGGAUAUGUUUAUGCAAAUGCUUAUAUUAAUGUAGCAGCUCAUGCACCAAUAUUUCGUAUGCCAAUAAAACGUGUUUGGAAAGUUAUCCAAAAUAGUAAUGUUGAUAUGAGUUGUGAAAUUGAUGUAGCACCAGAAGCAAAUGUAAAAUGGGUUGAUGAACAUGAUCAAGGAAUAAAAAACAUUCCUGGUAAAUUAAAAAUAUUUUCAAAUCAUACUUUAAGAAUAAUGAAAAUUAAUUCAGCUGAUGAAGGAUUAUAUUAUUGUAAUGUUAGUAAUAGAUAUGGUAUUAAUAGAGCAUCUAAUAAAUUAGAAGUUUUUAAUCCAACAUAUUUUAUAAGAGUACCUUCACCAAAAAGAUUAAUUGUUGAGGCUAAUGAAACUAUAGAAUUAUUUUGUGGAGCAAUAGCUGAUUCUAGAUUACUUAUAGAUUAUGUUUGGACUCAUAAUGGAAAACCAUUACAAUUAACAACAACAACUGAUACAAAUGGUGUAAAUCGUUUAAGAAUUGAUAAUGUUAGAGGUAAAGAUUCUGGAAAUAUUGAUUGUGCUGCUGUUACUGAUGUUGAAGUAAAAGUUGUUGGAAUUGAAUUAUUAGUAAGAGAUAUUCCUAAUCCACCUAUUAUUCAACAAAUUACAUGUGAUGAUGUAGUAGCAUCAAUUAAUUGGAAAAAACCAGCAGAAAAUGGAGAUGAAAUUAAAAAAUUUAUAAUACAAUUUUGUACAUCAUUUGCACCAGAUAAUUGGACAACUGCAUAUGAAGAAUUUAAUACCGAACAUGAUCAUUAUUUUACAAAAAUUAGUCUUUCUCCAUGGGUUGAAUAUAAAUUUAGGGUUAUUGCUAUAAAUUCAUAUGGAGAAUCAGAACCAGGAUAUCCACCAGAAACAGAAUGUAAAACAAAACCAACAAGACCAUACAUUAAUCCAGGAAAUGUUUUUGCAGAAGGAAAUGAACCAAAUAAUAUUGUAAUUUAUUGGGAUCCCAUAGAUAAAUAUGAUUGGAAUGGUCAAAAUAUGAGAUAUCUUAUAAGAUAUAGAAUUAAUGAACCAGAAAAUGAAUGGCACGAAUUUAUAGUAGAAGAUCCACUUGCUAAUAAUACAAUAAUUAGAGAUCAACCAACAUUUAAACAGUAUCAAGUUCAAGUUAAAUCUGUUAAUGAUAUUGGUGACUGCAUUAUUGAACCAGAUAUUAUUAUAGGUUAUUCUGGUGAAAAUAUACCAAAAAAUCCUGUUACUGGUUUAAGAGUUAAAAAUAUUUUUAAUCAUUCAUCAGUUGAAAUUUCAUGGGAUCCAUAUCCUAUUGACAAUGUAAGGGGACAUUUUAAAGGAUAUAAAGUUUUUUAUUGGGAUAUUGAUAAAAAGGAUAAAAAAUUUUCUAAAGACAUUUCAAAUAGGCAAUUUAGUUAUAUUAUUAAUGAUUUAAAAGCAAUUACAAAUUAUAAUGUAUCAGUUAAAAUUUCAAAUAAACAUUAUGAUAGUGCUGAAAGUGAAAUAAUUUCAUUUUCUACACCUGAAGGUAUUCCAACAAAAGUUCAUAAUUUUAAAGUUCGUGCUGUUGGAUUUAGUAGUAUACUUAUAACAUGGGAUCAACCACUUCAAACAAAUGGAAGAAUUCGUGGUUAUUUUAUAACAAUUCAACAAUCACAUAAUGGUGAAAUAGAAGAAACAUAUGUUCUUCAUAGACAAACAUAUUAUCUUCAUGAACACCUUCUUCCAGAUACUCUAUAUAAAGUUGCAGUUUGGGCAGAAACAUAUGGAGGUGAAGGACCAAAAAUUAUUCGACCAAUAAAAACUUAUCCAUUAUCAGAUCCUGAUAUGCCUGAUUUUGAUUUAACAAAUAAAGGUUUAGGUUAUGUUGAAGUAAAAUGGAAACAUUCAAAUAAAUCAUAUUGGGGAAUGUCUGGUUCAUCAUUUAAUGUUGAAUAUACAAUAGAUCAAGAGGGUGAAUGGAAAGAAUCACCAACAAUAAGUCUUCCUCAUGAUACUAUAUAUUUAGAGAAUUUAACUGAAGAUGUUGAAUAUUUUGUUGUAGGCGUUUCAAGAGAUGGUGAUAGAAUUAAAAAAUCAUUACCUAAAAGUAUUAGGACAAGAGGAAGAUCUAAUCUUUCACAUAUAAAUAGAGAAAAUUUACAAAAAGCAAUGUGGUUUAUAGCAAUUUUAAUUGCUUUAUUUAUGUCACUUUUUACAUUAUGUUGUCUUUGUUAUGUUACACAAAAAAGAAGUGGAAUUUAUUCAGUUAAAAAAAGAGAAAUUGAAAAAGGACAUACAAUGUUAACUGAAUCUGAAUAUGCAAAAUUUUUAGAAUGCCAAUUUGGAACAGAUCAACGUUCAAAUUCAAUGCAAAAAGUAAUUGUUACAUAA
Strongyloides ratti is the source of this 3594-nucleotide messenger RNA. Its product is annotated as Neuroglian. Gene Ontology annotation, molecular function: protein binding. The record is from RefSeq and is a predicted model, not a curated record. NCBI's taxonomy places the organism in Eukaryota, Metazoa, Nematoda, Chromadorea, Rhabditida, Strongyloididae. Bases 1 to 3594 code for a protein of 1197 amino acids. The transcript is spliced from 7 exons.